AUUGGUAAGGAAUAAAGUGGAAAGUUUGAUUAGGAAGCUUUGUAUUCCCGAAAAAGAAAAAAAAGAAAAGAAAAGGAUUAGUAAGGUUUCGGUAUCAUAGCAUCACCAAUAAGCACAUGGGUGUGUGUGAAGGACCAAUCCCAUCUCUCAAUUUUUCUCCAACCUCUCAUCUCUUCCUAAAUCUUUCCUUUAGAUCCUCCCUUCAAUCCCACCCUCCACGCGUCCUCAUCUCUGAAUCCCCCUCUCCACCCACACUUCAUCUCACGCGCCUCCCUCCACAAAUAUCUCAUCUCCAUCAAGUAUCCCACACGCUCCAUCAAUCGCGUGGAGUAACGCAAUCGGUUAUAACUUUAGUUUCACCUCUCUAAUAACAAAAUACCACGUGUUACCAUUCUCGAACCUACCGCAUAAAAAGAAAAUAAAAUAAACAAAAUUAAGAAAAAGGAAGCCUUCCCACUUCACGCUUCCCCCAAGACCAGCCACGUGUGCCCCACCUUUCGGCAGUGCUUGACACUCCCUCACUUCUUAUUGGUCCACUCUGGUCCCCACUCCCAAAAACAGAAUCCAAUUACUACCAGAUUUUGCAUCUUUCCUUCUCCGGCCCCACUCUCUAUAAAACAUAAUUCAACCAAUUAACGUCCCGUCACUGUUUCCGUUACCUAGCCCUAGAGCCACGUGUCCUUCUUUCUUCUUUCUUUCUUUCUUUCUUUCUUUUUUUCUUUCUUUUUUUCUUUUUUUUUCCUUUUGCGCUUUUCUUUUGCUGUUUCUUUCUUCUAUCUUUCUAAUCUCUAUGAUCAUCUUCACCACUUUCUCUCUCUCCCCUCUCUCCCAAAAUGGAAACGAAAACGCUACCUCUUCUUAAUUAGGAUUUUGGAAAUCGGUUUUGUUUUCUUCUGUUCCUUAUGGAUGGUGGUGAAGCAGCGUCCACGCGGCGGAUGAUCGGAUCUUGUACUGGUGGAAGUAAUUGUAAGCCGAUUUUGAAUCCGAUAAUGAUGAGAUUCCGACCGAUUGCUCCCAAGCCACUCCCCGGCGGAUCUGUUCCAUCGUCGUUAGACAGUAAGAACAACAACUCAUCGAUUUCCAAAGGAAGAACGAAAAGGAAGUACGUUAGGGUUAGAAGAUAUAACAGAAAAAAGAAAACUACUACACGAAACAACAACAGUACAACCGAGGACGGAGAGUUGAUGGAUCACGAUCAAACCGCCGUGACGACACUACAACUACUACCGGUCAUCGGCGGCGGUGGUGGAUCUGAGAAUAAAACAGAAACGGGAAGAAGGAUGAUGGAGAAAGAGAUGAGAUUAGUAUCAGAUCCAAAAGGUGGAGUAGGGGUGGAAUUGUGGGUGACGGUAGAAUGCGUGAGAGACGCAUGCAUGGAUCUAGAACUGAGAGAGGGAGAGAUAGGGUGUACGGAUGAGGAGAGGAUAAAGAAUUUAGAGAUGGACACGUGUCCAGGGUUUGUAUCGGACGGUAUGAAUAGAGUAGAGUGGUUGAACAAGGCAUUUAAGAGGAUGGUGUGGCAAAGGGAAAGGAAUAAUAAGGAUAGUAAGAGUAAGAAGAAGAAGAAGGAGGAGGAGGAGGGAGGUAAGGGUGAGUGCGACUGCGACUGCGACUGUGAGUCACCGGCAGAAGUAAGUGUAUGGUUAAUAUCAAAACCCAAAUUACCAAAUAUGAGGAGAGUGUUUACGUGCCAAAUAAAGCUGCAGUUCAAAAGAGGUACGGAAAUGGAGAAGGACUCGAGAGUUGUGCCGUGCGAUGCGUGGAGAAUGGACGGUGGAGGAUUUGCAUGGAAAUUAGACGUCAAAGCUGCUCUCACUUUAGCUCCUUUGCUUCAAGAAGAUUUUGAUUGAUCCAUCCAUCCAUCCAUCACUUCAUAUUUCAAUUUCAGGUAAGAUGGGAGUUUGGGAGUAUGGAAGUGUAAAUAAAAUAGAAGAUUAAAUAUGUAAUAAAGGAGGGGGUACGGUGUAGUAGAGUGUGCAUGUGCAUUAUGGGUCGUCACCAAGUAACCAAGCAGAUACACUUGGAUGGAAUGAUCGCUCAAUGCAAACAGAAAUAUGAAACAUAACUUAUAAAUUAUUACUACUCUAUAUACUAUCUAAUAGGUCAAGUUGCACUACAUAAAUUCACAAAUAAAAGAAAAAGAAUGUAAGAUGUAUAAAUAUGGUGAACUUUGGAGCAACAUGAACCACAUUUUCCUGUUUCUAUAUGUAUAUAGGACAAUGUAUUAUUAUUUUCAGAAUUUUCUUUUACUUGAAAAUUGAUGAGACUAUUUUGAUCCACAA
Messenger RNA from Cucumis sativus (cucumber), 2282 nucleotides. RefSeq lists its product as hypothetical. NCBI's taxonomy places the organism in Eukaryota, Viridiplantae, Streptophyta, Magnoliopsida, Cucurbitales, Cucurbitaceae. The transcript is spliced from 2 exons. Bases 903 to 1850 code for a protein of 315 amino acids. The record is from RefSeq and is a predicted model, not a curated record.